UGAGCGCCGUCCCGGCCCGGCGUCGGCAUGGUGCCGGUGCUCCCGGGCCUGUAUCUGAGCGGCGCCGAUCUUGGCCAGCCAGAGCGCGCCGGGGAUGUCGCCGCCGCCACCGCGCUGCUGCUCGUGGACUCGGAGCCGCCCGCCGCCGCCGCGGGCCCGGAGGCGCUGCUGCACAUCCCGGUGCUGGAUCAGCCCCAGAGCGACCUGCUGAGCCACCUGGACGCCUGCGCCGCCUUCAUCAGCCGCGCUCGGGAGCGGGGAGGAAGCGUCCUGGUGCGAUGUCAAGCUGGUGUCAGCCGAAGUGUUGCGGUUGUGACAGCCUAUUUAAUGAAAACCAACAAGUGGCCUUUUGAAGAGGCCUAUGCCUUUGUCCAGACCAUCAAAACUGAUGCCAAAAUGAAUGAAGGCUUUGAGUGGCAACUGAAACUCUAUGAAAAAUUGGGAUAUGAAGUGGAUGUAACCAGUGCUAUUUACAAGCAGUAUCGUUUGCAAAAGGUGACAGAGAAAUACCCUGAGCUACAGAACCUGCCACGUGAAGUUUUUGCAGUUGAUCCAGAUAGUGUACAUCAGACUUCAAAUCAUGAACUGCUUUACAGGUGCAGGAAGUGCAGACGUCUGCUCUUCCGAAGUUCGAGCAUUUUGUCUCAUGAUGAAGGCAAAGGACCUGCAGCUUUUGCUCAUAAGAAGCUUUCAAAACCUACCCCUGUGCGCUCUGAUGGCCGAUCCAGUUGUACUUCUUACUUCAUCGAGCCUGUACAGUGGAUGGAGCCAAUGUUGUUAGGUGUGAUGGAAGGACAGCUUCUGUGCCCAAAGUGCGCAUCAAAACUGGGCUCCUUUCAUUGGCAGGGUGAGCAGUGUUCAUGUGGCCAUUGGGUGACCCCUGCCUUCCAGAUUCACAAGAGUCGUGUGGAUGAAGUGAAAGUGCUGCCCAUUGGGGACCUACAGAUGCUGAGAAAAUGAUCUCGGUUUGUAUCUGUGUGGCCUAAUCUAGAAGAGGCAAAGAUCCUGAGGACUCAUGCAAUGGCUCAAGAGACAAUGGCUCCUUUCAGAGUUUUCCCCACAGCCUUACAGGGAAGGACAAGCCAUUUAUGCGUCCUCAGCUCCAUACUGGAGCAUUUCCUUGGACUGUUUAGUAUUACAACAUCUUAAGGACUGAAACUGGGUAAUAAAAGAUACAUGUGAUCAUA
Messenger RNA from Varanus komodoensis (Komodo dragon), 1187 nucleotides. It is a transcript of the gene DUSP12, whose product is annotated as dual specificity phosphatase 12. The coding region runs from base 28 to 960 and encodes 310 amino acids. Lineage: Eukaryota; Metazoa; Chordata; Lepidosauria; Squamata; Varanidae. The transcript is spliced from 6 exons. Gene Ontology annotation, molecular function: protein tyrosine/serine/threonine phosphatase activity. Gene Ontology annotation, cellular component: nucleus. The record is from RefSeq and is a predicted model, not a curated record. Gene Ontology annotation, biological process: protein dephosphorylation.